Messenger RNA from Fundulus heteroclitus (mummichog), 655 nucleotides. RefSeq names its product transmembrane protein 128 (gene tmem128). The transcript has 5 exons. Lineage: Eukaryota; Metazoa; Chordata; Actinopteri; Cyprinodontiformes; Fundulidae. Bases 71 to 568 code for a protein of 165 amino acids. The record is from RefSeq and is a predicted model, not a curated record.
AAGCGACGCGCCGUCCCAACAGGAAGUGCCUUCCGCUAUUCGGGCUAAUGUGAGCCGAGGAGCAGCAAACAUGUUUAAUGACAGCGAGUUGGCGACGCUGAGGAACAGAUUUAAAAGAGAUGCAGAGCUGCUCAUGCAGACGACGACGUCGGCGGCCGUGGACGGCGAAAAGAGUCAGGAUGAAAAAGAUCUGAAACCCCUCCCUCGCAUCAACAGACACUCCGUUUUCUGGAUCGUGGCAUCGGCAGCUGUGACCUACUAUGCAGAUUUUCUGCAUGUCAUUAUGGAGAGUGAUGAUGUCAAAAGCUGGUGGUUUAACAUCGGUCUGAUACUCCUUGGGAUCUGCCUCUCUCUCGCCAUGUUCUGCAUUGUGUACCUGGAGUGGUUCAAAGGCAUUCAGCAUUAUGACCAAGAGUACCCUGCCAUUCCUCCCAUUACCACUGCAGCCUUUAUUGCUGCGUCAUGCAGCUUUAAUAUUGCACUGUGGCCAGUUUGGUCCUUCUUCACUCCACUAAUCCUCUUCACACAGUUCAUGGGCGUCGUCAUGUUCAUCUCUUUGCUUGGCUGAAUGAUAAAAGGGCAGAACAGCUGAAAGGAGGUGAGCAAGGCGUCCUCCCUGUGGUUCUCUGCUUCUCACUAAGACUCUACAUCCACG